Messenger RNA from Pteronotus mesoamericanus, 4150 nucleotides. RefSeq names its product LysM domain containing 3 (gene LYSMD3). The transcript has 3 exons. Gene Ontology annotation, cellular component: Golgi apparatus. The record is from RefSeq and is a predicted model, not a curated record. Bases 190 to 1107 code for a protein of 305 amino acids. Gene Ontology annotation, biological process: Golgi organization. Lineage: Eukaryota; Metazoa; Chordata; Mammalia; Chiroptera; Mormoopidae.
GUGGCGGCGGCGGAAGGCCGGGAAGGCGGAGACUUUGGCCUGGGCGGCGGCGGUGGAGGCAGAGGAGGACGGUGGCAGUCAAGAACGGGUCCUCGGUCAUGAACUUGCCUGAGACGGCAGCAUCGGCGGCGGGCUUGGUAGCCGUCUCCUCGUGGUAUCCCACUUGCUAACGGGACAGGUUUUGACAUUAUGGCAGGGAGGCAUCAGAAUCGUUUUCCUCUUCCAGGAGUUCUUUCGAGUGGUCAAGUACAUGCAUUUGGAAAUUGUACAGAGAAUGAUGUGUUGGAAGAGGAUGCUGAAGUUUAUGAGCUCCGAUCCAGAGGAAAAGAGAAAAUCCGAAGAAGUACAUCAAGAGAUAAACUUGAUGACAUUAUAGUAUUAACAAAAGAUAUACAGGAAGGAGAUACUUUAAAUGCAAUAGCACUUCAGUACUGUUGUACGGUAGCAGAUAUCAAGAGGGUUAACAAUCUCAUCAGCGAUCAAGACUUCUUUGCCCUUAGGUCUGUCAAAAUUCCAGUAAAAAAGUUUAGUUCAUUGACUGAAACACUUCAUCCUCCAAAAGGAAGACAGGCUUCACGGCCUUCAUCUAUUCAGUACGUUCCAGAGCAACAGGAAAUUUCGUCACUUAAUGAUUCUCUCUCUUCCAGUGAGUCAGCUGGUAGCUUUUUAAAAGAAGUAGACCGAGACAUAGAACAACUAGUAAAAUGUACAGACACCAAACGAGAGAACCUCAAUGAAGUGGUGUCUGCCUUAACAGCACAACAAAUACGUUUUGAACCUGAUAACAAAAAUAUUCAACGUAAGGAUCCUUAUUAUGGAGCAGACUGGGGAAUAGGGUGGUGGACAGCUGUAGUGAUAAUGCUGAUAGUGGGUAUAAUAACACCAGUAUUUUAUUUGCUAUAUUAUGAAAUUUUAGCUAAAGUGGAUGUUAGUCACCAUUCAACAGUGGAUUCUUCACAUUUGCAUUCAGGAGUCACACCCCCAUCACAGCAGCGAGAACUGGAAAAUGGAAUUGCUCCAACUAAAGGAAUACCUUCUGGCCAACAAGACGAUCAUAAACUCUAUAAUCACAAUUCUCAGUUUCCUGCUGCUCAAUACAAAACAUAGCAAUUAGCUCAUAAUUAGUGUUUGUGAUCACAUGUUUCUGGAUUGUGGUGAAUCAGUUUUAUUCAAUAACCACUUCAAAGGCAGAAUUUAAGGAGAUUGAAGAUGCUUUUGUUUUUCACUUUUUUGAGCCAUUUACAAAUGGGUUGAGUAUAAAAUCCCUGCAGUUGCUAGUUGAUAAUGAGAACAGUAAAUCUAUGUAUCUGUUGUAUCAGUGCUCAAGCAGAAAUGAAUUUAAAUGUGUCCAGGAAGUUCUCAACUUGGAAAAUAUAAUUUAUUCAAGAUGGGUUAAUGUUUAAAUUUUAUUUAAUUAUUUUUUGGUUUAAGGUUAUUAAUGUUUAUUAAGCAGAAUAAUAAUAGCACCAGUUAUCUGCAACUGAAAAAAAUUUACUAAUGUGAACCAUUAAAAUAUUUAGUUGCUAAAAUGUUUGAUUCUUCAAUUACUUAGUUAGCACAUACUUAAUGCUUCAUUUUAAAACUUUCUGAAAACAAGUUUAGCACAUAUGCUAUGAAGACAUUAGGUAGACACAUAAGUGGGAAAGCAAUGUGUAGUGCGUCAUAGAGGCUAAGAUAGAGAUUAAAUACUAUAUUUAAGCUCUGAAAUAAUGUGUCAGGGUUGAACAUUGCCAGUUGGUCAAUAGAACACUGGAUUAGGUAAAGAACCUAAAGUAAUCUUUGUCUAUUAAAAGAAUGCUGCCUCAGCUUCUGAUUUUUAGGUCAUUAUACUUGCCUCUGAUAUUUGAAAGCACUUUUGUAAUUCUUUGAUGAAAAUUGUUAUACAUGUACAGGUUGGCAUUAUUUGGAAAAUCCCUAUAUACUGUGAUGAGUUGUUGCUGUGCUACAUGUGGUAACAUGCCUUAAUUACAUUUAAUGCCUUACAAAAUAUGUAAGCUAAUAUUUUUAGAAUUAAAAUUAGGCAUUAUUUCAGAUGGUUCAAUAGGAUUUAUAAGAUUGUAUAAAUUCAUCUCUCCUUUCACCAUUAAGCACAAAUUAAUGGGGUCAAAACAAAUUUUUGUCUGCCUGAGGUUUGUUGGAGAAAAUGGUUCAUUAAGCAAAAGCAGGAGUAAAGAUACCUUUGACAUUAGCAACGAACAGACACAUUGCUUGAUUUAUUGAACCCUUAACCUCUUUUUCAAAGAGAAAAUGUCCAAUUAAACCUUUUUUUCCUUUGAACCUAUAGCAUAACAUCGGGUAACAAGAGGCCAAAGGUAUAUGGUCAAGGGCUUGAUAGUGCCACUUUUGAAGAUCUGCUAUGGAUAUGUUAGAUAUGCAUUCGCAUACUGAUUCCAUCAUUUAAUUUUUAAAAGUAUGUGUUUUAAAAAUGUGACCAGAAUGAUUCAUUAGAAGCAAGAUCUGGUGGAGUCUGGGUUGCCUGUUUUGUGUAUAAUAAAGUAUGUACCUUGAGAUCUAUAAAACCACCUCAUUUUCUGGGCAUAUUUCCUAAUAUUGUUUCAGCUAUUUGACCAGUCAUUUUAUAUUUCAAACUCCAGUCUUGAUACAAAGUGGGGUGAGUAAAUAUGUAUGGUAAACCAGGUUUAUAUACCUUAAAUAGCAAAGUAUAAAAGACGGAAGUCAAAUAUUAAAGCCUUUGCGUGUAUUUGAGGACCUUAGAUAAUUACCAAAAAGUGUUAAUAGGGAAGUUGCAGCAAAUUGAUUUUUUUUUUUAAAGUAACUCUUAGUUUAAAAUUUUAAAAAAUUGUUUUAAUGUGCCUUGGGCAUCUUGAAGAGAGGAGUAUGGUCUAAUUUAUGCUCAAUGUUAACUUGGUCAGUUUACAUUGUAUUUAUUAAGCCUGCUGAGAAAUCAAGUUUUAGGGAAGAAAAUAACAGAGUAUUUUAGGUUAGAAUAGGCUAGAUGUCCUCUGAAGAAUUUUGUUUACAUCAAAUUGAUGAAAUUGCCGAAAAGUCGGUGAUUCUUUUUGCUAAUGGUACUUUGAAAUUGUGAUAGAGAGGUCUGAUUUACAGGAUAAGUUAUUUUUAAAGUAGUGAGGUAUAUACUAUGUACUUGUUAAUGUCCCAUUCCUUGAAGAAAAUAUCCUUAUGACAUAAUGAGGCAGUUCCCUUUUUCUGUAUAUUCUGAAUUAUAUAAUUCUAUUAUAUAUAGAAUUAUAGAUUCUAAUUGUCAUUUUUAAAAGAAAUUCCUAAGCAUUCAAUAGAUACAGAAUAAUUUUAGUUUUUAGAAAGUAUUAAAUACAUCAAAAUUUGUAGCCAAUGCAGAUUACUUUGUAAAAUUUAAUAAAAUAAGAAAAAUUGUGAAUUUUAAUUCUGUUGAAAUCCUUAUCUGAAUUUACUUUGAGGCUCACAUUGAAAAAAAUACAUAUAUACGUGUGCAUGCAAGUACAAAAUUAACAGAACUGUGUGAAUCACUGAAUUUGGUUCACCUAAAAGUUGGAGUUACAAGUGAAGCCAAAUCUGCUAUUUGGGGGGUGGGAGGGGGAGAACAGAUAUUUUUUUAGAUUGGGUACAAAUGGUUAAGUUUGUUUUGAACUGAUGAAUGCCAUUUAAGAUAAACUGUCUAUUAUAGAGUCUGCUGGCCACAUUAAGAAUUAGAAGACUGCAACGUUAACCAGAGGGCUUUUUGUUUAAAGCUUUUCGUUUUCUGGGCUCUAUUUGCUAUUCAGUGGCCUGAAGAGUUCUUGAAAUGAACCAUAAUGGUUCAUUACUUAAUAAUCAGCUCUUUUUAAAGGUAUCUACUUAUAAAAUUACCUACUUUGGAAUAUGAAGGAUACAGUGGGAGUUUAUUUUAGAAAUACAAUGAAGCAAAGGUCCAGUCAAAGUGCUAUAGGGUAAAGGUGGAGUUUUUUGAAGUAUUUAAAUGGUGCUUUACGAUGGGAAUCAUUUUGAACUACAACAAUAUUCCUCAGGAAGUCAUUAUUUUUCUUCUGAGUAUGUGCAUAUUGCACUGUUAGAUCAUAGAAAUAACUGCAAUAUUUAAUUCUUUUUAUAUAUACAAACACUGUAAACCUUUUGUGUGAUAUUUUAUACAAAUGUGAGAUGGAAUUGUAGAACAUUGUUAGCAUGUACAUUUGUAAAACUGGUUUUUAAAUCU